Dendroctonus ponderosae (mountain pine beetle) is the source of this 7636-nucleotide messenger RNA. RefSeq lists its product as uncharacterized. Lineage: Eukaryota; Metazoa; Arthropoda; Insecta; Coleoptera; Curculionidae. The transcript is spliced from 13 exons. Gene Ontology annotation, molecular function: DNA binding; histone demethylase activity. Bases 277 to 7011 code for a protein of 2244 amino acids. Gene Ontology annotation, biological process: chromatin remodeling. The record is from RefSeq and is a predicted model, not a curated record. Gene Ontology annotation, cellular component: nucleus.
AACGCUUCCCUGUCAGUCAAACAGCUUAUAAGGUCGCGUUUCGCAAACAACUCUCAACAAUUUACAUGCAGAAACAAAAACGAUUUAACUCUGAAUAUGUAGGAUGUGUUCGACGAUUAGUGCCACUAGUGGGAAAUUGAGAGUCUAGGCCCGCUGUGCACACAGAGAGAGAGUUUACGCGAAUGUAGUUAUUGAGGUUAUGUUUGUGUAUUGUUUUUGUGUCCAAAUCCCCUUUUAUACUAGAUAGAGUCUCGCCAAAGGCUAGUUUCUAUAACCAUGAAGAACUUGAAGAGAAAGCGGAAGGAAGCGUGUCCUUCGCCGAUUCUGGAUGACAGCCCCAAGAGAACGAAAGUUCAAGCGCAACGAAAAUUUGCUCAGAACUCUGGACUACACAGUCCGAUCAUCAGUCCGAUCCGCGACCUAGAAGCGGACGAUCUUCCUGAUACCAGCGCAUCCCCCGAACCUGUGGAACUGCUGCCAAUGAAGCGGCCCAAUACCGAAGAUUUCUUGACGUUCUUAUGCUUCCGAGGAACCCCGAUCUUAUCGCCCUCCUUACAGUUCUUCAACACCGCUUCGAUUGUGGCCGACGGUCAAGUGCACGAAAUCAAAAGCGAGUCGCCGAAGAAUGGGCCGAUUGAUAUAGCAAAAUGUGCAGGAAAUUCGGAAAAACCGUUCAUAGCAUUCGGGGUAAGAAAGCGGGCGGAUCCGAUUGUGAUUAGCAGACAAAUGGAGAAGAAGAGAAGACACGCCCUGGCAAUACAGGCUUUGCGAAGAAAGUACCAGGAACAGAAAAUGGCAAAAAUCCGGGCCUUAACAAUCAGCAAACUGAGCGAGAAAACCACCAACAAAACUCUGGUGAAAACCAACACGUUCCAGAAAACGGAAACAGUUACCAGGAAAACUAACACGCUGCAGAAAACGAAAGUGAUUGCAACUAAACAUGUGAAAGUCACCACCCAAACGCUGAACACGAAAGUGAAGCCGAAAAUGUGUUUGAGGAGCUUCAGAGGCAAGUUUGUUCAAAAAGAGUUGCCCUUCCGGCAGCGAAAACUCUUGGCGGAGCGAGACUCUAUCUCGCAACGACCAGUUGAUAUAAAAAAGGUGCUUAGAACGAGUAGGAACAGCAAUAAGGGCUGUUCGACUGAAACCAGGCCACAAGCAACAACCGUUAAAAAGCUACCAGACCCAAAGCGAACUGGAGCCAGCGCUCAAAUACCCAAACCGGAAUUAAGCCCAUCAGUUAGAGCUCCAAUCGUAUUUACGUCUUCAAUAAAACGCACGCAAAUGAAACGACGCAUUUCACUGCCGUGCACAAUAGUGAGCACCAUCAUACGGCCAAGGUUGAGGUCGACAACUGUAAAAAAAUCCGUAAUUUCGAGGAAAAAGGCCCAACAACGAACCAGGACUAGCUUCAACAAAAGCAGCCGCCAAGACAAAUCGAUUGAGAUUGCCAAGGAAAAUACGUCUAAAAAACCCACCCACGAGAAAGUGGCCACCAAAAAAACGCCCCUGAAUGGAACAGAAGCUACUGAUUCACCACAAUCGCCCAAAGCACCGGAAGUCUCAAAAAGAGUCACCAGAAGAGAUUUCGAUCUAGGCAAAAGUGACGUCCGAAAGGAAGUGGCGAAGAAUUUCGAAAUGACUAAGCAGGUGAAGAUCGACCAAUUGGGGACAAAAAAAAUGGUGAAGAAGAAUCUGACGAUGAAGAGGGACUUUAGCCUGAAGACCCAAACCAAAGACGUGAAGAAAAGGGUGGCUGUUCAAAAGACCGUUGACACUGUCUCGGAACGCAAUGAGCUCGGCCAGAAAAUCACGCGCGAUGUUAAAACAGUGGAAACCACUAUGGAAAAAGUGGUAACACGCAGAUCAGAAGAGGCCAGAAUUAGCAAAAGUCCUGCGCAAGAAGAAACAACCGUAAAAGAAAAUGUACAAACUCCGAAGGAAGAAACUUCCAAAAGAAGAUCGAGGAGCUCCAUCAGUCAAUCUGUUGAUCUGCCUCCUGAUGGAAAAUCCCCAAAAACUCCCAGUACCGAUGACGAUAUUGGCUUUGCUGGAUUCAGCAGAACCUGCAAAUCUUCGAACUUAAGCCCCAUCCUGAAACUAGCGAGUUCCAAAUUGCCAGAGAAAAUCACCAAAGACUUACCAUUAAACCAAGCAGUCCAAGACUCAGAUAAAGUCCCUGAUACUGAAAGUGAUAAGGAAAGUUCGCGACGCAUUACUAGGGACUAUGGCUCCAGACUAUCCGAACCAACAGCGAAGCGAAAAAGUCCAAAUUCAACUAAAAAGCCACGGCCCGGUCCCUUCGACGUAAAAGUGCUGAAGGACUGUAAGAAAGAGCCGUCUUCCAAGAAAUUAGACGACGAGUUUUCCAAGAAAAUUCAACACAUCAUUGACAGUGCUUUAAAGGAAGUCCAGGACUUGAAACAUCAACAGUCCAAAGUUUUGGACCAGACCUGUAAAUCAGAGCAUGACAAAAAAGAGGACAAUUUAAAAGCAAUUGCGAGUGGCAAUUCUUCGGUAGAAACUCAUACUCAGUCCUGUGGACAGCUACAGGAGAAGAAGGAACCAUUAGGGGCUCUGCCGCAAGUCAAGGUGGAAACCGCGAUGCCUGAAGCGCCAGUUGAGGUGCAAGUAAAACCCACUUCUGUGGAUUUGAUAGCAGCAAAAAAGCCCGAUCAGCCCAUGAAAUUAUCGAAAGUAAGACGCUUCACAUCGAAGCCUGGAGAACCACUAAAUGCUAAAAAGGUACACAUUACUGCAGAGGAUUCCGAAGUGUUUAUGACCCAAAGUUCGCCAACUUAUUCAGCUAAAUCUCCCGAAAAAGAGCCAUUGGAAGUGGCACAACCAGAAGAGUCAAUGCAGGAAAAACCCGCAAUUAAGAAAGCGAAAGCGGAUCAGCCCACAAUCGAACAUUCGCAAAAACCUGCCAAAGAAGUUGCCUCAAAUAAAGCAACGAGGCCCAACCUGUUACCAAAGAAAAGCUCUGAUGAAUACACGAAGAAAAAGGUGGUUUUAAGAAAAGAAGCAUCUGAGCAAUGCAUUGCGAUUGCCUCGUCGCGACCAAGCAGGAAAACUAAAGAAGCCGCAGCUAUUUACAUGGAAAUUUUAAGCCACAAGCUCGUCAACGAAAGUAUAAUAGACGACGACAUUUCCAGCGACAGUUUUCCCGAGUUGCCGAAUGUUAAGAAAACUGAGCGACGGGAGAACGAGUUGAAAGCCCAAGCCAAAACCAGCAAAGAGGAAGAGAAAACUGCGAAAAAGCCCAGCAAACCUGAAGCAGUAGCUGUCGCUAAACCCACAACGUCUACUGACAAAACUUUCAAAGCCAAACCCGACAAAAUGGAAACUGUGAAAAGUGAAGCUGCGGUUUUACCCUCUAAACCAACUGGGGCCAAAAAAAGGGCGACUCCUCUUACGAUCGCAUCGGAUGACGAUUCAGAUAACGAGGUUUUGCUGGCCAAAGUCCGCAAGUGCGUAGUUCAGAGAACCGGAAAAACUGAAGAUAUUUCGAAGAAUUGGCUGAUAAGCGAGGAAAAGUCUUCGACUGAGCAAGAGACUGCGGCUAAACGGCCGAUCAGGCGCUGCCUGCAAAACCUCAAGGAAUCUGAUACUGAUUCAUCGGACGAAUCGUUUCACAUUGACAUCAGGGUGCCGCGGAAGAAGAAAAACACUCGAAGUCGAAAUGUUCGAGCGGCUCCAUCUCCAAGUUUUCUACAGCAAAGUGUCGACAUCAUCUUGCAGGCAGCUCGAGUUUUAGAAGAGAAGCCCUUGGAGGUUUUGCCUUCGACAGAAUCAGUGAGCAAAUCAUGCGAAAUUCCUGAAAGUUCUAAGAAGUGUGAACCUGCAAAGGAAGCCAAAGCCUUGAUAAGCGAUUCAGAUGAGUCCACCACUUCGGAUAUUAAUCUGAAAAGCCUGCAGGUGAGGCAAAGGAACAAAAAACUGUCGAAGAAAAACAACUCCAAGUCUUCCGCUAAAUCCAUCAUCAGCUUCAGUGAUUCUGAUGAAGAGCCUUUGGCGAAGCUCACCACCAAAAGCAUUCGAUCCACUAAUGACACCGAGGAUUCAAAGAAGAAAGUGCACAAGCCCAAACCACCGAAAAAGACAAUCACUAGAUCGGAACUUAUCACCGAUUCUAUCACAGUAAUGGAGCCGAAGCCUAGGCGCGAAUGUACUAAACGGCCCUCCAACUAUCUUCCAAUGCUGUCCAGUAGCGACGAAGACGAGUCGUAUUUCCACGGUUUUAACACUGCCAAAGAGGACUUGAAGCCAACGGGCUUUGUUCAAUCUUUGGCGCCAUCGCUGGAUCUGCUGAGCAAAGAUAUAGGCCGGAAAGAGAAGGUGAACAUGUCCAAUGAGCAAAUUGAGCAGUGGCUGAAAGACUCUGCGCUGGCCAGUCGCAGUGUGGCGAAGGAAAACGACGAAAUGUUGAAGUUCGGGGAAAAAAUACCCACAGAAGUGGCAACCGGCGGCCAGAUCGGUGUGCGUGUAAAACCCAGCGUUCCCGAUCAGUUGAAAUUGACUAUUGCGAAACCGGAGCCGAUUAGCAGUAAAAUAGAGGCGACAUUGCUCGGCGACAAGCCCAAAGUGAAGUCGCCACUAAUGGACCGUAAGUGGAUUUUCAAGAAGAACAAGAAGGAGUCAAUGCCGAAUAAGCAAGCGUUUUCUCCUGAAAAUGAAUGCAGUGUUUACGCGUUUGGGGAGGAGAAUGAGGACAUAGUUAGCACUCCCUUUAGACGGCCUACUAGAAGGCCGUCCAGUACGGCAACCUCACGGUCUGAAGACGAGCUGUCGAAGAACGACGACUCUUUAAAGCAUGGUCAGUUCAGAAAGCCGAAUCCAUCAGACUCGGAAGAUUCCCGGUGUUUUAACAUACCCCAAAACCCUACAAAGCUGCCCAAAAUUAACAAGUCGGAAAGCAUGGUGCCGCCGUCGAAUUACCACAGCAAAAGACAGACAAAAACCGGCGCAGAAAGAUUUCCUGAGCCGUUUGAUGAUAGCAAAUAUAAAGUGCCCAGUUCGCCGAGCGCUAGCAGCGGUAGCAGCGCAAAACUUUCCAAAAAAGGCACCCAAAAGGCCAAAGGCAAAGCCUGGGAAUCCAUAAAUCCUAUCUAUGUAUCUGAUUUUCCUAAACCAACCGAUCCGGCCAAGCUGGUCGAAGCCCCAGUUUUUCAUCCCACUGAGCAAGAGUUCCAAGAUCCUUUGGAGUACAUUGAGCGAAUUCGACACAAGGCCGAACAGUUUGGGCUUUGCAAAAUUAUUCCUCCAAGUUCCUUCAAGCCGGAAUGUAAAGUUUCGGAUGAUAUGCGAUUUACCGCCUACAAUCAGUAUGUACAUAAAAUGCUUCAUCGGUGGGGCCCCAACUUCAAGGAGUUCAUAGCCAUUCGGAAGUAUUUGGCUACACAAAGUAUUUUUUUGAAAACCGCCCCUUUGAUCGGUGGCAUGGAAGUUGAUCUGCCGCGGUUAUACCAAACCGUCCAAAGCCUUGGCGGUUUGAAAGAGGUGAUUGAAAAGAAAAAAUGGUCGAAAGUGUCCGAUCACAUGAAAAUCCCGAAAUGCGCACAGGACCGCGUGACUAAGUUGGAUGAUAUUUAUUGCAAAUACCUUUUGCCUUAUGAUACUUUGUCGCCAGCCGAACGUGAAAAACUGUUCGACGAAGUGGAAACAUACUGGGCGGAGAAGGAUUCAAAGGCCACACAAGUGAUUGCUGAUGGAAAAGCGGAGCACAAAUCCGAAGAUUCGUUCGAUCAAGAGGAAUAUUUUGACUCGGACGACAUUGAUACGGAAGAAUGUACGUUGAAGGGCAAGAACAUGGCGCUUAAUGCUUUCUACCGGAUUGCGCGCAAUACAAUGUCUAUGUACUUUAAAGUGACCGAUCCCACAGCGUCCGAAGUGGAGCAGGAAUUUUGGCGGUACGUUACGCAGAAACAGAACCACAUUUGCGUGCAUGCAGCUUCAAUAGACUGCGGCCUUUGGGGAUAUGGCUUUGCUGUGUCGAAAAACAGCCCUUUUGCGAAGCACCCUUGGAAUCUGAAAGUCCUUUCUAAUAACAACGGAUCUGUCCUAAGAUCGCUUGGACCGGUCAUGGGAGUGACAGUUCCAACUCUUCACGUUGGCAUGGUGUUCAGUGCGUGUUGCUGGUAUCGCGAUCCACACGGAUUGCCCUGGAUUGAAUAUUUACAUACAGGCGGCAGCAAAGUCUGGUAUGGAAUUCCUAGUUCGUCAUGUGAAGUCUUCCAUGCGGCCAUGCAGAAGUUGGUUCCAAACUACUGUCGUGCAAAAGAGCUCUGGCUUCCUUCCGAUACUGCAAUGGUUCCGCCCGGCAUGUUGAUGGAACACAAUGUUUCCUUGUGCAGGACAAUUCAAGAACCUGGCCAAUUCAUAGUAGUGUUUCCCAAAGUGUUCACCUCAAGCAUUAGUACUGGCUAUGUGGUAUCAGAGAGUGUCUAUUUUGCGCCGUUACACUGGCUGAAAACUGCUCGCAAUUUGUUCAAUGACUUAAAAAACAACUGCGAGCCGUCGAUGUUCUCUUUGAACAAGCUUAUUGUUCAAAUAGCCAACGAUAGUCGAUCGAGUGUGGAAGUGUUAAGAGUAAUCGUCCCAUUCAUAGAAGAGCUAGUGGCAAAUGAGAAUGAGAACCGACGAAAAAUCAGAGCGUUAGCGCAAAUAACGCAGGAACGAAUGACAUCCACUGAAUCCUUGGCUAAAAAGAAACGGAUACAAAAUGUAGACGGUGAUUUAGAAUGUGAAGUUUGCCGAACGAAUCUCUUCGUGUCCAUGAUUGUUGAUACCCAAGAAGACUUAAUUUACUGUCUAGAAGACGCUAUAAAACUAGUGGAGCACAACAGCGAAAUGGGGAAAAGGCUGAAAUUGCGUUACUGCAUGGACGAGUCGGAAUUGACGAAUAUUUCAGUGAAAAUCCACUCAGUGAUCGAGGGGAAGCUUCAGAAAAAACUUACAAACAAACAGCCGUUAUUGCCUAGUAAUCCUUCCAAGUCACUUCUUUCCAUAUAGGCUGUAUGCAAAGGGAUUGAAAAUCCAUGUGCAAAGUUAACGUCUUUAUUAUUGAUCAGCAGAUUGCAAUAAUUAAAUUCUGCCGAAUAGAAUAUGCUAGGAAGUAAAAUUCUUUGAACUUACUAUCCAUUGUCUAGCGUCUACCCAGACGCAACAAAACGAAUACACAGGCGUCCAUGCCAAGCGGCGGUUGAUCAUUUAUCAAUAGGAAAAUCAGAAUAUAUUAUAUAAGCCAAGGCUGGGCCGCCGUGUGGAUUGUAACUUAAAUUUGCGUUUUUCAAAUUAAAUUGAUUUAAGCUUUAGCUGUGAUUUCUCUUUGAAAAUCGCUUACUGCACAAAUCUAAGAUAAUCUAAUUAAUAUAAAAUGAACUCUGUAAGUUUAGACAAAACCCGUUCACUUUGUACAUCAAAGAGAUUAACGCAAAACAUGUUAUUGUGCAUCUUUAAUAGCUUUCAUAGAUCCUCUAACGGCUUUGUUUGUAACUUCUUUGUGUUUACUCGUAUUGUUGCUGAAUAUGUGUUAUUUUUCGCAAAAUUAAGGCUUUUUUGUGGAUCAAGCGCGCUUCAGUAUUCUACAUAAUUUAUUUGAUUUUCUUGAUUUAAAUAAAAUUAUUCGCAGUACUGA